AUGGUUUCCCAACGGUCAACGCCAAAGCGUUCACCGAGAAGGCGACGAGUGCACGAAUCGUCGAGAACAGAUUCGUUGUCGACAAAAGGCGAUGUUGACGGAGGCAGUGGAAGGACGAGUACAACGUCGGCGAUCACUUGGAAAUAUUUCGCUGAAGAGUCUGAUAUGCCGCCACAACGCAUCAAACCCAUUCGAACACCAAUUCAACGUAAAAGAAUUUGUUGA
Molecule: messenger RNA, 225 nt
Organism: Anisakis simplex (herring worm)
Lineage: Eukaryota; Metazoa; Nematoda; Chromadorea; Rhabditida; Anisakidae
Source: the annotation of a GenBank genome assembly